Linum trigynum is the source of this 4845-nucleotide messenger RNA. The record is from the annotation of a GenBank genome assembly. Lineage: Eukaryota; Viridiplantae; Streptophyta; Magnoliopsida; Malpighiales; Linaceae.
CGGCGGGCAGGUGGGGAGCAUAUCUUAGAGCGAUUGGAUAGACGUCUCGGUAAUGCAUCGGCGUUGGCAGAAUGGGCAGACCUGAAGGUAAUUCACCUUACCGAUUUGGGCUCUGACCAUAGGAUGCUCCUUGUAUAGCUAACUAAACAAGGACAUCACCGGCAUACUCGGUUCCAUUUCGAUGGGCGAUGGAAUUCCAAUGCUGAGGCGAUGGAGAUAAUUCAAAGGGCGUGGUCCAAACCUCUGCGUGGGACAGCUCAAUUCCGCGCCUUUAAUCAGCUCAAAACAGUCCGCCACGACCUGGUGGAAUGGGAAAGGUUAGGUACUUCAAAUUCAGCCCGUCGGAUCAGGGAGCUCCGAACUGCCAUCGAGGAUCUCCGCGAGUCAGCACAGGUAGAUUGGGAUGCUAUUCGCUUGCUUGAACGGGAGCUGUCAUCUGCCUACAUUGAGGAAGAGAGCUUUUGGCGGCAGAAAUCGAGAGUUGGUUGGCUCCGGGAAGGGGAUGCCAACACCAAGCUCUUCCAUCGCACGGUAUUGCAGCGGCGACGGUUUAAUCGGCUGCGAGGGCUUAAAGAUGAGACAGGAACUCUGCAACAUGAAGAGGAGGCCAUGGCAGGUAUUGCUAUACCAUUUUAUCAAUCUAUCUUUUCUUCUAACAAUGUGGAUGCCUCCUCGUAUGUGGAUUCUUUAGGUAUUUGCAUCAGGGUCACUAGAGAGAUGAAUGAAGCUUUGAUUGCUCCAGUUUCUCCCCUGGAAGUCAAGGAAGCUGUGUUCCGGAUUGGCAGUCAUCAGGCCCCUGGUUCAGAUGGGUUCACAGCUGCUUUCUUUCAAGUUCAUUGGGAGGUAGUGGGUUCAUUGAUCACAGAUGCAGUCCUCAGUUUCUUUAGGUCUGGUUGGCUCCUGCACAACUUUAAUCACACGCUGAUUUCCUUACUGCCGAAGGUGCCGAAUGCUGAGUCCAUGCGCCAAAUCCGUCCCAUUGGGUUGUGUCAGGUAUUUUACAAAAUUAUUGCUAAACUUUUGGCAGCUAGGCUCAGUGUGAUUUUGCCUGAAGUGGUAAGCUCUACUCAAAAUGGCUUUGUGCGUGGUAGAUUGAUUACUGAUAAUAUUCUGAUUGGGCAAGAGGUUAUGCAAUUCCUGAAAACUAAAGUGCAGGGCCGGGAUAAGUGGAUGGCACUUAAAUUGGACAUGGAGAAAGCUUAUGACCGGGUUGAAUGGUCAUUUUUGUUGCUGAUUUUGGAACGGUUGGGGUUCUGUCUUGAGUGGCGCCGCUGGGUCACUGCUUGUAUUUCCUCGGUUUCUUUUUCGGUUUUGAUUAAUGGUCAUCCCCACGGGUAUUUUAAGCCGCAGCGGGGUCUGCGUCAAGGUGACCCCCUUUCGCCCCUUCUCUAUGCAAUUUAUACUGAAGCCUUUUCGGCAAAACUGUCUAGUGAGAUUAUGGCGGUGAAUUUGCAUGGUUUGCGGGUGCAUAGGCAUGCGCCUUUGACUUCCCAUCUUUUGUUUGCCGAUGAUACUUACUUGUUCCUGAGAGCCUCAUUGCGGGAAUGUGCUAAUUUACUGUCUUUGUUGGAUGAGCUAGAGAGGGUUAGUGGGCAAAAAGUUAAUCUGUCUAAGUCUUCGAUGUGUGUUAGUGCUAAUGUUUCUGACCAGGAACGGCUGGCGUUGGGAUCCUUUCUGGGGGUGGCGGAUUCCACUUUGGCUGACAAAUAUUUAGGGCUGCCGAUCCAUGUGCAAAGAUCCAAGACUCAGACUUUUAGGUUUGUUGAGGAGGGACUAGCUGCUAGGAUCAGGUCGUGGAAAUCUAAGGCGAUGUCUCUGGCUGCGAAUGAAACGGUGAUCAAAUCUAUUGGUUCGGCUUCCUCGAUAUAUACUAUGUCUGCUUUUCGUUUGCCUUCUUUCACAUGUCGCAGGUUAAAUGGCCAGUUAUCCCGGUUUUGGUGGGCGGAUCAGGAUAAAGAUGAUGGAAUACACUUGCUAUCAUGGCAGGAGGUGUGCCUUAGCAAGUUUGCAGGGGGGCUUGGCUUUCGGGAUUUCGAACGAUUCAACAUCGCUCUCCUGGCAAAGCAGGCUUGGCGGGUACUGAUGAAUCCAGAUUCCACGUUGGCGUCGCUGUACCGGGCGAGAUAUCAUCCGCAUACAUCGUUCUUGGAGGCGACACCGGGUCCGAGACCAUCUUGGGCUUGGCAGGGCAUGCUGGCCGGGAGGGAUCUUCUAAUUCGGGGCCUUCGCUGGCGGAUCGGGGAUGGAACUACUGUCCAAGUUUUAGCAGAUAAGUGGCUCCCCUCUAAUCCUCCCUCCAUUCCUUUGCUGCAGCCGCAUAUAAACUUUUGCCCUGUAUUGGUUUCUGAACUCAUUUGCCCAUUUUCCCGGUCCUGGAACGUGGACCUUCUAACCAGCCUGUUCUUGCCUGAGUCAGUGUCAUUAAUUCUUUCUAUCCCGCUUCUUUUGCAGGCCUCCCCAGAUAAGCUCAUUUGGCAUCACUCCCCGACCGGGGAAUACACGGUAAAAACCGGUUACCACGUUCUCACUGACGAGCUGCUCUCUGUGCAUCCUCCUGCUCCAUUGCCUUAUGAUUGCAGGUUCUGGAAGGUACUGUGGAGUUUACCGCUACCGCCUAAACUGAAGUUCUUUUGGUGGCGGGUGGUCCGCGGCUUCCUUCCCGUGCGAGCGGUACUACAAGUCAAGCGGCUAGUCACGGAUAAUACGUGUCCGAUUUGUUCUGAAGGUGCCGAAACCAUUGGACACUCCUUCCUUCAUUGCCGGGUAGCCGUGGAGCUCUGGGCGAUGGCUGGGUUGGGGAAUUUGAGAAGACGGUUGGAAGGUUUGUCGCAUUUGAAUUGCUGGCAGGUUUUGUUCUUUUCUUGUCACCUUUCGAAAACGGAGAUUGCUGAUGUAGUUUUCCUGUGUUGGCGAGUGUGGAAAUCUCGCUGCUGGGCACUUCAUAAGCACAUCCAAUACAUGGGGCAGGCCCUGUUUCGCCAGUUCCGGGCGCAGGUCGAUGAGUGGCAGCUUGCGUCUGCGCCGUUGACGCUUCACAGGGGUGGUGGGGGAGCUCGUCGGGCACGGAUGGGAGCUACACAGGAAGCACGAAACCUGGUUCCCGCCGGGGUUUGCCCAGCAGAUGGUGUCCUGGUCCGCUUUGAUGGAGCUUGGAAGAAGGAUGCGGGUGUUGGCAUAGGUUUUGUCGGCUUCUCCAACAACGGACAGCUGGUAUUCGCGUUCGGGAGGCAUUAUCCAGGUGUGUCGGAUCCUUUUAUUUCGGAGUUAUUAGCUCUUCGUGAUGCGGUUAACUGGUGUGUCUUGCAUGGAUUUGGUUCGGUCAAUUUUUGUGGAGAUUGCCAGCUUUUGAUCCGCAGGAUACGGACGAGGGAGGUGAACCAUGGAAUGGGAGGUGCGCUCUUGGAGGAGGUCUGCUCGGCGUCUGCGUUGUUUAGCUUUUUUUACUGUAAUUUUACGCCGCGGUUGUACAACAGGGCUGCCCAUUUAGUGGCUUCUAAUGCCCUUUCAUCGACAGUUCGGCUACUGGUCGACUGUCGCGUGUGUUUGUCAAGUGUCAUGUAAUAUCUAUAACUAUCCCUAUCUAUGCCAAAAAAAAAAACUAAAUUAAUUAUUAUAAUUAAAUUAAAAUAAUCAAAAUAUGAAUAGCAAUAUAUCAAACCGUUAACAAAUACGUACAUGAGAUGUUCGUAAUGAGUUUCAGUUGAGAGAUGUUCGUAACGAGACUCGAGGGGACUGCGGUGGUACCACUACCAACAUGCGUUCUAUCCAUCCAUGCAGCAUAUCACUUUCAAGAAUACCCAAAAGAAGCCACAGAAACGCAUAAACAUAAGUGCAGAAUGAAAAACUCCAAGACACGAUUAAAGAUCAUCUGAAGUUCUGCAUAUCACUACCAAUUACCAGGUUAAACAAAAAUGAUUCCGUUCUCCUUAAUGGUGUCGAUAACAAUCCCAAGCUUGCCCUCAAUCCUCUCGUUCUUUCUCGGUUCGUAAGACAUUACAUAUACAUCGGCUUCUUUUGAUCUCUCUGCUAUAAGCUCACCAAUAAGUCUGCAGGCACUGUGAUCCGUAAGGGAGGGUAAACUAUUCCUAAGGUCCUUGGAGUUUGUGGUAGCAACAGAUAUUACUUUGCUUGUCCCCCGGUGCAUCACUUUGGCAUGGACAAAUCUCUUCGAAAAGAAAACGUUUAGUAAGAAGGGCCUCAUGUACAUGUCAGUCCUCUGUUUCCAUGACUUCUUGUUUGGUUGCUUUGCCAGCUCACCACGAGAUCUCCUGGUCCACGCAGCUCGAACGAAAGGACUGCGCGAAUUCUGCAACACGAGAGGGCUUUAUAAUGCAAAAUACAUGGCUGAAAUUUGAGUGUAUCUUGUCCUAGCAAACAGGAAUUCAGUAGAUGACAGAAAAGAUGAAUGAAACGUAAUCAACUGGCAACAACAACGGUCAAGAGGAAGGGGAACAACAUACCACAACACCAGUAUCCUAGGAUGCCUAACAGUAACAGUACUGAAAUGCAUAGCAAGAAAAGUUAUGUUCCUCAAUGAAAGUUGAGAAACUAGUCUCUUCAUGGGGACACACACUAAUCCUGCUUAAAGCACUUGUUAAUCAAGGGGAGUUGUGCACUUAAUAAACAAUGUUGCUUACAAUAUCUCUUGUUCAGCAGAAUUGGUUCAACAAAAGGUCCCAACACACUCCAAACCUUACUAAGCCGACGUGCUGCGUAGAAGACGUGCAAACAGGAAUAUCGACUUCUUACGGAUAACAGUCAUCCCUCAUCAUAUUGGACAAAGCUUGCAAGACAGGAACAGCUGAGAGACAGCUUCAAGCUACUAAAUGAAUAGAAUGAUUUGAA